CCAGCAUAUAUAUAUAUAUAGUUGCGAACGCAAAUGGAGUCGCAAAUAUGUCAAAAAAAAAGAAAACUAUGAUUUUCCUGUGAAAAAUUGUAAAUUAAAAAAAAAACAAACAUCAUGAAGAAGGAGAAAACAGCCGACAAUAGUCGCCCUUAUAAAUUAGCUCAUCAAAUUUUGAGUUUAACGGGAAUCAAUUUCGAUAGGCGAAGCAUUAUUGGUUUUGUUGAACUGACAAUAAUUCCAUUGAAAGACACAUUACGAUCUAUUCGAGUAAAUGCAAAACAAUGCAGAAUUUAUCGUGUCUCACUCAACGACACUGUGGAAGCUCCAUUUCAAUAUUUCGAUCCAUUCCUUGAUAUUUGUCAAGGCGACAUCGAACAACGCUCAUUGGAGGCAUUUUCAAAGCAACAUCUUGCAGCGGCACAAAAAGUCGAUCCAGACAACAAUGCCGGUGAAUUAAUGAUUCAAGUGCCACCGCAUGCAGCACAUUUUAUUGCCGAAGGACGUCCAUUACGUAUUGGUAUUGAAUUUUCCCUUGAAAAACCACAAGGUGGUAUUCAUUUUGCAUUAGUACCGAAAAAAAAUGAUCAAGACACACGAACACACGCUGAACGUGGUUCACAUAUGUACACCUAUAGCUAUGAAAAUUCCUCGCGUCUUUGGUUUCCAUGUGUUGAUUCAUUUGCCGAACCAUGCACAUGGAAACUUGAAUUUACCGUUGAUGUAUCAAUGAUUGCAAUUUCAUGCGGUGAUUUAGUUGAGACAAUUUAUACGCCCGAUAUGCGUCGUAAAACCUAUCAUUAUGUUCUAAAUACACCGGCUAGUUCACCAAAUAUUGCCAUGGCUGUUGGUCCAUUUGAUGUUUAUGUCGAUCCAAAUAUGCAUGAGGUUGCACAUUUUUGCCUACCACAAUUAUUACCAUCGUUAAAAGUAUCAGCAAAAUAUGUUCACGAAGCUUUUGAAUUUUACGAAGAGACUUUGUCGAAUCGUUAUCCCUAUUCCUGUUAUAAACAAGUAUUUGUCGAUGAACUCGAUAAGGAUAUUAGUGCCUAUGCAACAAUGAGUAUUCUCAAUACAAAUCUUCUUCAUUCAUCGCCAAUAAUCGAUCAGGUUUAUCUAACAAAACGCGCAAUGGCCCAAGCAAUUGCUGAACAAUUUUUUGGUUGUUUUAUUUCAAUGCAAAAUUGGUCCGACACUUGGUUACCAAAAGGAAUAAGCACCUAUUUAACGGGUUUAUAUGCUAAAAAAUGCUUUGGCAAUAACGAAUACAGAGAUUGGAUACAAUCCGAAUUGAUGGAAGUCGUUAAAUAUGAGGAGCAAUUCGGUGGAAUUAUUCUCGAUCCAUCCCAACCACCGGCACCACUUCCAAUCGCUGGUAAUGCUCCAAUUCCCCAAGUUCGUUCGCCACCCGAUCCGGGUUUUUAUUUUCCCAUUCGUAAUCUUCAUACAAUGUCACCGAAAUAUUUGGAAGUUUUAAGAAAGAAAGCACAUCUUGUUAUACGAAUGUUGGAGCAUCGUAUCGGUCAAGAACUUCUUUUACAAGUGUUCAAUAAACAAUUAUCCCUAGCGGCUAAUGCCGCACAACAGCGUAUUGAUUCUGGCCUUUGGUCACAUAUGCUCAUCAGUACAAAUGUAUUUACAAAAGCAAUUUUCACCGUCACUGGCAAAGACAUGGCAGUGUUUAUUGAUCAAUGGGUACGUACCGGUGGACAUGCGAAAUUUAAUCUCAGUUUUGUAUUCAAUCGGAAACGAAAUACUGUCGAAUUGGAGAUUAGGCAGGAUACGACCCAUCAGCAUGGAAUUAGAAAAUACGUUGGUCCACUUUUAGUUAAUAUUCAAGAGCUCGAUGGACCCUUUAAGCAUACGUUACAAAUUGAGGGAACUGUUGCCAAAGCUGAUAUUACCUGUCACAGUAAGAGUAGACGAAAUAAAAAGAAAAAAAUUCCCCUCUGUACGGGUGAAGAGGUCGAUAUGGAUUUAUCAGCUAUGGAUGAUUCGCCGGUACUUUGGAUACGUUUAGAUCCCGAUAUGACACUUCUCAGAGCUGUACAGAUAGAACAACCGGAUUAUCAAUGGCAAUAUCAAUUACGUCAUGAGAGGGAUGUUACAGCGCAAACGGAAGCUAUUGCAGCUUUACAGAAUCAUUCAACACCAGCUACAAGGCUAGCCUUGACUGAUACCAUUGAAAAUGAGCAUUGCUACUAUAAAGUUCGUCUUCGUGCCGCUCAUUGUUUGACAAAAGUUGCUAAUGCAAUGGUAGCCACAUGGGCAGGUCCUCCAGCAAUGUUGGCAAUAUUUAGAAAACUUUUUGGCUCAGCUUCAUGUCGUCGAAUUAUAAAGCAGAAUAAUUUUCAAAAUUUUCAACAUUAUUUCCUACAGAAAACCAUUCCGGUUGCAAUGGCGGGUUUACGUAAUGCCCACGGGAUUUGUCCUCCGGAAGUAUUGUCUUUUUUGAUGGAUUUGUUCAAGUAUAAUGAUAAUUCAAAGAAUAGAUAUUCGGAUAAUUAUUAUCGUGCCGCUUUAAUAGAAGCCCUGGGUGCUACAGUGACACCAGUCAUCAGUGUUCAAACUGCAAUAACCGCGGAAUCAUUGUCAAUAGAUACAAAAGCAAUUUUAGAAGAAGUGACACGUCAUUUAAAUCUUGAGAAAUUACUUCCUUGCUAUAAAUACACGGUUAGUGUGGCAUGUUUAAAAGUUAUUCGAAUCCUACAAAAAUACGGUCAUCUACCCAGUAAUCCACAUAUAUUUCGUGCCUACGCAACUUAUGGUCAAUUUCUCGAUAUUCGUUUCGCCGCUCUUGAGGCUUUGGUAGACUUUACAAAAGUCGAUGGCAAAUGGGAGGAUCUGCAAUUUUUGUUAAACAUUGCAAAAAAUGAUAAACAUCCCGGUGUUCGUCAUCGUUUAGUACGUCUUUUAGUGGAGAAUCCACCAUUUGAACGAGCUCAUAAACAUGCAUUGGAUAAACCCGAUUUAGUCGAAACCCUCUGGAGUCUCAUUAAUAAUGAAUUAUCCCAUGAUGCAAAACUCCGUUGUGAUUGGGUUGAUUUCUAUUACACUCUCUAUGGAUCAAAACGACCCCUCUGUCUUCCCAUCAAGGAACUCGAAAUGUUGUUUAAGCCGAAAAAAGUUACACCCGAACGGGAAAUUAAAACCGAAGUAAAAACCGAAAUCCAAGAGAUUGAUGUUGGUAAUAAAAGAAAAGCAUCGCCGGAAAAGGAAAUUAUUAUCGAACCCGAAGCAAAACGAAUGAAAAUUAAUAAUGAUAGUGAAACAAAAGAAUUGCCCCUCGAUGGUAAGGUAAAGGAAUUUUAUAGUGAUAAUUCGGCAUCAUUACCGGGUAUAACGGAGACUCAGGGACCUAUUGGAUUUGAACCGGGUAUGUUUAAAAAUAAAGAGGAGCAACAACAACAACAACAACAACAACAACAGCAGCAGCAGCAGCAAGAACAUAAGAAAACGGAUACCACCACCAAUACAAAGGGAAAGAAAAAGAAGAAGGAUAAAAAGAAGCAUAAACAUAAACAUAAGCAUAAACAUGAUCAUAAACAUGGUAAGGAUAAGGAGAAAAAGGAGAAGAGCAAUAAGGAGAAAACAAUAAAGGAAAAUAAUAAUAAGGAUCAAAGUUUAAAACUUAAGGAAGAGACAUUAAGUUCAGCGAGUUCGAGUCCAAGUCCUGAUGCAACAACAUCAACGAAUGAAUUUAAUUUUCCCACUUGAGGGAGAAAAAAAAACACCAAAAUUUUUUCUGGGAUAUAAUUUGUUUUCUGUUGUAUAAAAUUAUAGGAAUUUCAAUUUUUGCUAGGUAUUUUCAUUUUUCAGCGUAUUUUGUUUUUAUAAGUUAUGCUUGAUUGGGGUUUUUUUUUUUGUAAUUUUAGGUUAUGUACAUGAUGCACUUAAUAUAUAUAUAUUAUGUAAUAAUAAUAUAGAAAAAUAUGA
Molecule: messenger RNA, 3933 nt
Organism: Leptopilina boulardi
Lineage: Eukaryota; Metazoa; Arthropoda; Insecta; Hymenoptera; Figitidae
Gene: Taf2
Product: transcription initiation factor TFIID subunit 2
Exons: 4
Coding region: 115-3714 (1199 amino acids)
Biological process (GO): transcription initiation at RNA polymerase II promoter
Cellular component (GO): transcription factor TFIID complex
Molecular function (GO): metallopeptidase activity; transcription cis-regulatory region binding; zinc ion binding
Source: RefSeq, a predicted model, not a curated record